GUUUGCGACGGUCGCCUUCCGCUCAUUUCACGACAUUACGAGCUUGGACCACGUGCUACUCUUACCUCCGUUCUUAAUUUUCUUGCUCUCGCACCCCAAACCUCUCACCGGGUCUCCCUAAUCUUGCACGCAUAUAAUGUACGCUUCGGGCUACGACCAGUCCUCGUCGCGCUCGCCCAUUGCCCAACGAAACCAACCCCAGACUGGCACGCUGCACCGCAUGCCUUCCCGCCAGUUCGACGCCUACGGCCAAGUGCCACAGGGCAACAACAUGUACGCGCAAGACGACCAUCAACGGACCUACGACCAGCCUCGCAACUACGAGCGCCUCAACCAGACAAUGCACGCCGGCGGCUACGGCUACGACAUGGGCGCGCCUCAGGGCUGGAACACCAACGCCUUCUCCCAGAACGGCGGCCUGGGAUCGCUUGGGGGAGCCCAGGCUGCACGCAUGAAGUCGCAGCAGCGCGGAGGAGGGCGCAGUGCCCUGCCAUCGGGAUGGAUGGACCAGCAGCCUCAGGGUCUGCCUAGCUUUGCUCUGAGCAACAGCAACCUCAACGCCAUGCAGAACACAAGCUACGGCCACGAAGUCGAUGAAGAGCUCAUCCCCACCGCCAUUGUCAUUAAAAACAUUCCCUUUGCUGUCAAGAAGGAGCAGCUCGUCUCGCUCAUGACGGAACUGCGCCUACCCCUGCCCUAUGCCUUCAACUACCACUUCGACAACGGCGUCUUCAGAGGUCUGGCGUUUGCCAACUUCACCACCGCCGAGGAGACGGCGGCCGUCAUCGAGUCGAUGAACCACUUUGAGCUGAAUGGCAGGAAGUUGCGUGUCGAAUACAAGAAGAUGCUGCCGCUGGCCGAGCGCGAGCGUAUCGAGCGGGAGAAGCGUGAACGUCGUGGACAGCUCGAGGAACAACACCGGCCCCUUGGCGGCGGUCUCCAAUCGCAGGCCUCGUUUGGCUCCCUUGCCUCCCACAUGCCAGCUACAUCGCCUUCGCCUGUUUCAGCCAUGCGAGGUGGAUCGGCACAGAAGACUGUUGAUGUCGACCUAAACGACCCCCAAGUGCUGCAAUUUUACACCCAGCUGCUUUUGUUCAAGGAGACCAAAGACCGCGACAGCAUGACUUUCCCCCCGAACCUAGCCCCUCUCCAGCGACGCACCGUUCACACCCUAGCCCAUCAGCUCGGCCUGGCCCACGUCUCCAAAGGUACCGGCGACCAGCGCCAAGUCCACAUUUUCAAAGUCCAUGACAACCAGGGCCUCAGUCCUCCCAUGCCCCAGAUCUCCAGCAACCACAUGGAGCAGCCGCGCCGCAACCUUAACCGUGCAGCGACUACUGACUUCAGCGAUGUGCGCGCCGAAGGCGGCUUCUACAACGCCUUCAACAGACAGCCAUCCGGUCUCCUCGGAUUCCCCGACAGCCCCGGUGGUUUGAACGCAGUACCGAACCUGCGCGGCGCAAAGUCAUAUGCGGAUCUGAGGUCGUAUACCCCGUCCCCGGCACCGAGCACAGCUAGUCAUCCGAUCGGACGCCCCGGUGGCAUAUCACUCGAGGGAUUGGGAUACAGUGGAAGUUCGACGAAUCCUAAUGGUACGCCUACGACUGGAUCCAUGAGCCAGCGGGAUGAUGGUUUGUUGGAGCGCGAAAUGAGCCGCAUGCAGCUUGGGGGUGGGUAUCCACAGAACAGCAGCAGCCCAAGGUCUCUGCGCCAGAUGACGAGUUGGGAUGCUCCGGGUCCCAUUGGUGGACAUAGGUCCUUCAGCACAAACUACGAUGAUAGACCAUCCAGGCAACCUCGUGGACCGCUACCAGAAAGGGGACAAGGAUUUGGAAGACCAAGACAGAAUGGACACCAGAACCGCAACUCUGACGAGCUCUCGUCACAGUCCAAUGUCGAAAUCCUCGUCGGCCAAUAGUUGCAUCUCCGGCCCACGCUACACGCACGCAAACGAAGUUGUUGCACGCAAACGAAAACGAUUAGUCUUCGCACGUAUCACUCCUUUCACGUGCGACGGCGCCUAUGAACGAACGAACGCCAAAGAUACAGACGUGAACACAGACGACGAAUAUUUAACGGCCUCUACCGCCCGCUCCCCCCUACAAUUCGGUGCCCUCGCUAUACUUAACCUACCUACCCACCACCCCCUGGAUUGAAACUUUACGAUGCAUACGAAGAAUGAUGCUACGAACGGUAGAGAAGACAUUGUCACUAGUAUAUCAGAUCCAGAACUAAAUCGGGCUCGCUGCCCUUUCACUCUCAC
Alternaria alternata is the source of this 2263-nucleotide messenger RNA. RefSeq lists its product as hypothetical. NCBI's taxonomy places the organism in Eukaryota, Fungi, Ascomycota, Dothideomycetes, Pleosporales, Pleosporaceae. The transcript has 3 exons. Gene Ontology annotation, cellular component: cytoplasm; nucleus. The coding region runs from base 137 to 1918 and encodes 593 amino acids. Gene Ontology annotation, molecular function: mRNA binding. The record is from RefSeq and is a predicted model, not a curated record.